Molecule: messenger RNA, 2032 nt
Organism: Budorcas taxicolor (takin)
Lineage: Eukaryota; Metazoa; Chordata; Mammalia; Artiodactyla; Bovidae
Gene: NEK3
Product: NIMA related kinase 3
Exons: 15
Coding region: 1-1548 (515 amino acids)
Biological process (GO): protein phosphorylation
Molecular function (GO): ATP binding; protein kinase activity
Source: RefSeq, a predicted model, not a curated record
AUGCAGGUUGGGAGAGCCGACGGUGACUGCGGGAGUAGGCCCAGCUGUGCGGUGCCCAGCAUGGACGGCUACAGGGUCCUGAGAGUCAUCGGGGAGGGCUCCUUCGGCAGAGCCCUUUUGGUUCAGCAGGAGAGCAGUAAUCGGAUAUUUGCCAUGAAGGAAAUAAGGCUUCCCAAGUCUUUGUCUGACACACGGAUUUCUAGGAAGGAGGCUGUUCUGUUAGCCAAAAUGAAACACCCCAAUAUUGUUGCCUUUAAAGAAUCAUUUGAAGCUGAAGGACAUCUAUACAUUGUAAUGGAAUAUUGUGAUGGAGGGGACCUAAUGCAGAAGAUAAAACAUCAGAAAGGGAAGUUGUUUCCUGAAGAUAUGAUACUUCAUUGGUUUACACAGAUGUGUCUUGGAGUAAAUCACAUUCACAAGAAACGUGUGUUACACAGAGACAUCAAGUCCAAGAAUGUCUUCCUCACCCAAGACGGAAAAGUAAAACUGGGUGAUUUUGGAUCUGCCCGUCUUCUCUCGAGCCCCAUGGCGUUUGCUUGUACAUACGUGGGAACACCUUAUUAUGUGCCCCCAGAAAUUUGGGAAAACAUGCCUUAUAACAAUAAAAGUGACAUCUGGUCCUUGGGAUGCAUUCUCUAUGAACUUUGUACCCUUAAGCAUCCAUUUCAGGCAAAUAGUUGGAAAAGUCUUAUCCUCAAAAUAUGUCAGGGGUCCAUGAACCCACUGCCAUCCCAUUAUUCCUAUGAGCUGCAGCAUCUGAUCAAGCAGAUAUUUAAAAAGAAUCCCUCACAUCGUCCUUCAGCUACAACACUUCUCUCUAGAGGCUCUUUAGCUCGGCUUAUCCAGAAGUGCCUACCCCCAGAGAUCAUCACAGAAUACGGUGAACAGGUGUUAGAAGAAACCAAAAAAUCUAUGCAUAGUACACCAAGAAAAAAGGAUCCCAGCAGAACCAGAAUAACUUUGGGAAAUGAAGCAAGCACAAUGCAAAGGGAAGAACCAGGUGGAAAGUGUAGCCACACUGACUUAGAAAGCAUUAAUGAAAAUUUGGUUGAAAGUGCACUGAGGAGAGUAAACAAAGAGGAGAAAGCCAGUUCACCAGGUCCUCUCAGACGGCAGUGGGAGAAAAACGUACCCAGUACAGCUCUUAGAGCUUUGGAAAACUCACCCAUACUCACCUCCAGUUUAACAGCAGAAGAUGACAGAGGUGGUUCUGUAAUAAGGUACAGUGAAAACAAUACCCGUAAGCAGUGGCUCAAGGAGACCCCUGAAACCCUGUUGAACAUCCUUAAGAAUGCUGACCUCAGCUUGGCCUUUCAAACAUACACAAUAUAUAGACCAGGCGCAGAAGGAUUCUUAAAAGGCCCCCUGUCUGAGGAAACAGAAGCAUCGGACGAUGUUGAUGGAGGUUGGGAUUCUGUCAUUUUGGAUCCAGAGAGACUUGAACCUGGACUGGAUGAGGAGGAUACGGACUUCGAGGAAGACGACAGUGCUGAUUGGGUAUCAGAACUGAAGCAGCGAACUGGCUGGCAAGGAGUAUCUGAUGGAUAACGCCCAAGGAAAUAUUCAUUAGUCACCCGAAGGGGAUGUUUAACAGGAGGAAUUGAUAUUUGAAUAAUACUUAACUCACGGGAUACGUGUUCUCCUUUGGAAACAGAGUGAAGAGAGGGAAACUGAAUAUUUAAAAUUAUUCCUGGUUAGUAAGAUAGGGUAUAAAAAAACCUAGGUUUUUGAAUUCAGAGGAGAACGCAUAGCACAAUGGGUCUGAGGUUUAGGCUUUGCAGUCAGAACAGAUGUUGAAUGCUACCACCUACUGCUUGUGUGGUUUUGAGAAAUGACUUAACCUCUUUGAGCCUGAAUUUCCUCAACUACAAAAUGAGGAUAACAAUGCCUAGCUCAUAUGGAUGCUGACCUUAGACCAUCGUGACAGCCCAUAGCAUUAUUUGUGUUAUGAUUUCUGCUUUAUUACCUUGUUGUGAUUUAUUACUAUGGAGCUCUUUUUAUAUCUCCUAAAAUCUUUGAGGAUCUAAAUAUA